UCUGAGUUCAGGAAGAGCAGCGGUGGAGAGAGAGAGAGAGAGAGCGGGGGGUUGGGGGAGCAGCAGCUGCGCAUUGUUUUCAUCCUGAUACAGCUCCGUUCACACGGUGUGUCUCCGGCUCGGUUUAUUCAGGUGCUGUCGAGGGGAGCAGCCGCUUUGCCGGUCGCUCUCAGGGUUCUGAUCCUGGGGUCCGGCUGACGCUGGAGUCGACGCGAUGAGUUCGCCUGGACCAUGGGACUGAGAAAUGAAACAAGUAGCGGCACUGUAGAAAUGCUCCUACAGUUCUUAGAAACUCAUUUUUGGGAAUCGUUUGCCUUUGGAGGUGAAAGUAGGCCCAAUAUCAGCCUAAAUAGAAUUCCUGUUUGCCAGCUAUACUAGCUUCACAUCAAUUCUGACUUCGGGGUUUUUUCAUUUAUGCCAAUAUGGAUUAGAUUCCACGUUGCCAAAAGGCAUGUCAAGAUGCAAACUGCCUGUGACACCUACCAACAAAAUAAAGUCGGGGAAUCUUGGCUACUCUGGUUUCUACACAUAACACUGUGUUGUGGUACUGCGAUGCUGUCCUAAGGCCCCAGUAUCCAGACUUGUGAAGUGCUACACUCUUAUCAUCGUCUGCUCAUGCAUUACUAUUGCACUCAAUGUUCUAACAUUUCGUGGGUCUAAUCUGAAUUCCAACACAAGAAGUCAUGGGUGGAGCUGUGAGUGCUGGUGAAGACAAUGAUGAUUUAAUUGACAACUUAAAAGAAGCCCAGUACAUUCGUACUGAGAAAGUGGAGCGAGCCUUUAGGGCCAUUGAUCGUGCAGAUUAUUAUUUGGAGGGAUACAGGGAAAAUGCUUAUAAGGACUUGGCUUGGAAGCACGGAAACAUACAUCUGUCAGCACCUUGUAUCUACUCUGAAGUUAUGGAAGCACUGAAACUUCAACCAGGAUUGUCUUUCCUGAACCUUGGCAGUGGAACUGGCUAUUUGAGUACAAUGGUGGGCUUAAUUUUAGGCCCUUUUGGGAUAAACCAUGGAAUUGAGAUUCAUGCUGAUGUAGUAGAUUACGCCACAGAAAAGUUGGACAAUUUUAUAAAAAACAGUGAUAGUUUUGAUAAGUUUGAAUUCUGUGAGCCAGUGUUUGUGGUUGGGAACUGCUUGGAUGUUUUGUCAGACAAUCUUCAGUAUGACCGCGUUUAUUGCGGAGCUGGAGUUCAAAAGGAUCAUGAGAAUUACAUGAAAAUAUUUCUGAAAAUUGGUGGAAUUCUUGUAAUGCCAAUGGAAGAUCAGUGCCGUCCUUCUCUACAGCUUACUCAGAUAAUACGCACAGGACAAAAUACAUGGGAAACCAAAAACAUAUUGGCUGUUUCAUUUGCUCCUCUUAUCCUACCAAACAGAUCUGAUUGCUUCAAAUCAGAGAAUGUAAAACUACCACCGGUAACUGUACGAUGCCUGCAGGACUUGGCAAGAAUUUACAUUCGCCGUAAUCUUAGAAACUUGAUAAAUCAAGAGAUUCAGGCCAAAGGCAUUCCUCAGAAGGUUGCACCAAAACGGAAGCGCAAGAAGCUUCGCAGGCGUAAAAUUGAUACCUAUGUAUUUGUGGGCAAUCAGUUGAUACCUCAGCCGUUUGACAGUGAUGAGGAUGAUAAAAUGGAAGAAAAUAGGGAAGAAGAAGAAAAAGAAAUGAAUGAAGAUCUCAAACAGGAAGAGGCUUCUCCAAAUUUGCUUCGUGAAAGAAUUCUGAGUCUGCCACUUCCAGAAUCUUUGAAAGCGUACCUAACCUUCUAUAGACAAAAAUAGCACUGAACAAAAAUAAUCCUGAAGGUAUCUAUGUUAACUGAUAUCUCUUAAUUCUUCAAUGUAGCAUUUUCUAGAGUAAUCACUCCAAAAAAGACAUUUGCUUGAAUAUAAAGCAGGUUUCAAUAUUGAAAGUAUGAUUAAAUUGGUUUGACUUGAUUACUUUUAAUUCAUUGAGUAUGAAUAACUUAACCUUUACCAGUGAAGGGAAUCAUUAUGUUCAGAUGCUGAGCUCACACUUAGAGAUUCAAUCAGAAUACUUCAGAUUAUACAUAUUAAUCUUGAGAUUUCUGAUGACACAAUAAGAACAUUUUGAGACGAUGGAUUUCACAUUUUCUAUGAGAAGAUAAAAAGUAGGUUAUUUUUAAAGUUGCAUUAAGGUUUUAAACAUUUAAGUGGUGAGUACCAUUUAAUAUAACUUGAUUAACCAGAUUUGCUAGUGCAAUUAGCAAUUUUUACUUACUUUAUUACCACUUCCCUUCAUAAGUCAUGCAUGCGCAACCAUACAAUGAAUAACGGACAUAAAGCAAUGUACUUGUUUAACUUUGAGAACUAUAUUAACCUGAGGAAAUAUUUUCUGUGACAAUGCAAAAAAUAUAUAUGGCCUCUCAGAACAAUUCAGUACAAAAGUGGAUUUAGCUAUACCAGCAGUAAUUGGUAAUUGUACAACUACUUAAUUAUGUGUUUACAGCCCAUAAGUUAAUAACUUGGCAGGUCCUUUAAUUGGGCAUUGACACAAGUAAAGGUUUCAUAUUAUUGAGGAUGAAUAAGGUUUAGACUUAAAGUAUCAUAAUGUCCUUAUACAGCAGAUGCACUUUAGAAUUUAGGAAAAGUUUGCCAAGACUUUUAAACUUUUUGACAAAAACUUGCUUUGUGACUUAUUAUUUUUUUGAGCUUCAUUCUUCUAGUGUUAGGACAAUGAAAAUGCUGUUACCUUUUUCACUUUGAAAUUACUUUGGGAUAGUAAAUACCUUUAAACAGUACUCUGGGACCUUAGGGAUUAUGUAGCAAAUUUGCAAAAAAGUAAGGCAAUAUACCAUGGCCACUGAUUUGCUUACUGUAGUACUUUGUUCAUUUGCACCUCUCCUGAAUCAUUAGUUUGUGUACGGCUCAGGGAGAGGACACUGAGGGAUCUUUUCUUGAUAACUUGUACAGUAGGUUAUACUGGUGUACCAAGAUGAUUAAUCCAUGGUGGAUUGUGAACUUGGUGAUGAUACUUGGAGUGAUAUUCAGGUAAAUAUUAGACUUUUUGUACAGACAUUGAAAAAUCUUUUUUCCUGCACUGUUUGUCAUUUGACCUAUUAUAUACAGUAGUUAAAAAAAUAGAUGUAUUUUCAUAGAAAUGUAAUUUUCUGCAACUUUGAUCAAGAAAUAUAAAUUCAUCUUUAGAAGUGUUGCUUUUUGGUGUCAAAAAUAUGGUUUGCUUUGUUUCAUAGAAUUACUAAUUGCAAACACUUGCAGUUCAGUGAAAGUUCAAUUUAAAUGAAUAUGUUUGCUUCUGUAUACAUUUAUUUGGGGAAAUAUUUUGCAAUAAAAUUGAUAUUGUUUGUCA
This is a messenger RNA of Carcharodon carcharias (great white shark), 3324 nucleotides long. It is a transcript of the gene pcmtd1, whose product is annotated as protein-L-isoaspartate (D-aspartate) O-methyltransferase domain containing 1. Gene Ontology annotation, molecular function: protein-L-isoaspartate (D-aspartate) O-methyltransferase activity. Gene Ontology annotation, cellular component: cytoplasm. The transcript has 9 exons. Lineage: Eukaryota; Metazoa; Chordata; Chondrichthyes; Lamniformes; Lamnidae. The coding region runs from base 684 to 1775 and encodes 363 amino acids. The record is from RefSeq and is a predicted model, not a curated record. Gene Ontology annotation, biological process: protein modification process.